AUCAAAUAUUGGGGUAGCUUUCCUUCGCCAACGUCACGGAUAAAAAUCCUCUGCAAUUGUGUUACCUGUUAUCGGAAUGCCUCUCUCCAUUUUCUCUUUCUAAAGCAUUCUCCGACUUCCUAAUACCAAUGCCACAGUUCACAGGGUUGCCGGCCGAAGAAACUGAUCUCAGAGAAAGAAAAAAAAAGUAUUGGGUUCUCUAAUUUUUGCAGGUUGAUCGACAAUGGCAGAGAAGGGAAGAGUGUGUGUUACAGGCGCAGGAGGGUAUGUGGCGUCGUGGCUUGUGAAGUUUCUCCUUUCUAAGGGCUACAGAGUCCAUGGUACCGUUAGAGAGCCAGGGGAUGCGAAGAAUGCUCAUUUGAAGAAACUAGACAAUGCCUUGGAAAACUUGCAGCUCUUCAAGGCAGAGUUGCUGGACUACAGCUCUCUCUGCACAGCCAUUGCAGGAUGCGAUGGAGUAUUUCAUGUUGCAAGCCCAGUCCCUCCAGGAACAGUUCUGAAUCCUGAGGCAGAACUUAUUGAACCUGCUGUUACUGGUACAGUAAAUGUACUCAAGGCAUGUUCUGAAGCAAAGGUGAAAAGAGUUGUGGUGGUGUCAUCUGUAGCUGCUGUUUCCCUGAAUCCAAACUGGCCAAAGAAUCAGGUUAUGGAUGAAACAUGCUGGUCUGACAAGGAAUACUGCAGGGAAACCAAGAAUUACUAUUGCCUUUCCAAAACUGUAGCGGAAAGUGAGGCUUGGGAAUAUGCAAAGCAAAGUGGGCUUGAUGUGGUUACCGUUUUGCCAACUAUGGUUUUUGGGCCAAUGCUGCAGUCUACACUAAAUUCUAGUAGUCAGGCUCUUGUCAGGCUUUUGAAAGAAGGAUCUGAGUCUGUGGAAAGCAGAGCCCGGAAUAUGGUAGAUGUCCGUGAUGUAGCUGAAGCACUGCUGCUGACAUACGAGAAGCUUGAAGCGGAAGGGAGAUACAUGUGUACAGCGCACUUGAUCAAAACAAAGGACUUGGUGGACAAGCUGAUGAGCUUAUAUCCUAACUACAGCUAUCCAAAGAAUUUUACUGAGGUAGAUGAAGGAGCUAAGCUGAGUUCGGAGAAAUUGCUGCGGUUGGGGUUGAAAUACAGGUCAUUAGAAGAGACUCUUGUUGAUUCCGUCAAAAGCUACCAGGAGUCUGGGCUCUUGGAUUAACCAGAUGACUUUUUUUUUUUUUUUCUCUGGAUAAGUAACUUCCUUUUUUUUUCAUUGACCGCUACCAAAUAAUAACUCAUUGGAAAUUGUACAGCUAUGCACUAAAUAUAAAUUUUCCCUUCUUUUAGUGAAGACUUCACAAGGGUGUUGAGGCCAUGGGUCAA
Molecule: messenger RNA, 1344 nt
Organism: Macadamia integrifolia
Lineage: Eukaryota; Viridiplantae; Streptophyta; Magnoliopsida; Proteales; Proteaceae
Product: cinnamoyl-CoA reductase 1-like
Exons: 6
Coding region: 224-1180 (318 amino acids)
Molecular function (GO): oxidoreductase activity, acting on the CH-OH group of donors, NAD or NADP as acceptor
Source: RefSeq, a predicted model, not a curated record